UCAGCCGAGAGCUUAAGCACAGGGCUAUGGAGAGAGGCUAAGGUAAAGUCGCGCUUCCGCUGCACCCCGGGAGCAGCUCGGGGGGUCCUGUCCUGGCUGUUCUGGGAGCCCCGAGCCGUGCUCAGCAGCGGCGACCGUGCUGCGUGUGGCCCUUGGGCUAGGUCUCCUUCCCUCUUCUAAGCGUCUCCCUAUCGCUCUGUGAACUGGAGGUAAUGAUCCCAGCCCGGCCUGCUGUACGGAUUUGUGAGGUUCAGAAAAAAACACGGGUUGGGGGCUGGAGAAAGCCUGGUGAACUAGGAAGUGCGGUCAGCAAAGGGUCAGGUAUCAGACCACCGGAGGCAGGUCUGCCCUUGAGCUAAACCGGGCACCCCUGAACCUCGCCCAUGCCGGUCCCCUCUCCCACAGCACUUUCUGCAGCUGGAGCAGAUUAACGGGCGGCUGAGCGCCUCCUUGCUGCACACCCAUGACACGGAGACGCGGGCUACUAUGAACUUGGCGCUGGCUGGCAACAUCCUUGCUGCAGGGCAGGAUGCCCACUGUCAGCUCCUGCGCUUCCAGACCCACCAGCCGAAGGGCAAAAGCAAGGCAGAGAAGGCAGGCACCAAGGAGCAGGGGCCUCGACAAAGAAAGGGGGCGGCCCCCCCAGAGACGAAAUCUGGAGCUGAAACCCACCAGGAGGGGGUGGAACUGAGAGUAGAGAAUUUGCAGGCGGUGCAGACAGACUUCAGCCCGGAUCCGCUGCAGAAAGUUGUAUGCUGCAACCACGAUAACACCCUGCUGGCCACGGGAGGCACCGAUGGCUGCGUGCGCGUCUGGAAGGUACCCAGCCUAGAGAAAGUGCUGGAGUUCAAAGCCCACGAAGGGGAGAUUGAGGACCUGGCUUUGGGGCCGGAUGGCAAGUUGGUAACUGUGGGCUGGGACCUUAAGGCCUUCGUGUGGCAGAAGGAUCAGCUGGUGACACAGCUGCACUGGCAAGAGAACGGACCCACUUUCUCUAACACGCCUUACCGCUACCAGGCCUGCAGGUUUGGGCAGGUUCCAGACCAGCCUACGGGGCUACGACUCUUCACAGUGCAGAUUCCCUACAAGCGUCUGCGCCAGCCCCCACCCUGCUACCUCACAGCCUGGGACGGCUCUACCUUCUUGCCUCUUCGGACCAAACCCUGUGGCCAUGAAGUCAUUUCCUGCCUUACUGUCAGUGAAUCGGGCACCUUCCUAGGCCUGGGCACAGUCACUGGAUCUGUUGCCAUCUACAUAGCUUUCUCUCUCCAGCGCCUGUACUACGUGAGGGAGGCCCAUGGCAUUGUAGUGACGGACGUGGCCUUUCUACCCGAGAAGGGUCGCGGUCCAGAGCUCCUUGGGUCCCACGAAACUGCCCUGUUCUCUGUGGCUGUGGAUAGUCGUUGCCAGCUGCACCUGCUACCCUCACGACGGAGUGUUCCUGUGUGGCUCCUGCUGCUGCUAUGUGUUGGGCUUAUUGUCAUGACCAUUCUGCUGCUCCAGAGUGCCUUUCCAGGUUUUCUUUAGUCUCCUGCUCCCAGGGAACCAGGGGCCUGGGACUCUGCCACCUUCUGGACCAGAGUGGAGGCCCCGACACCAUUGUUCACUCCACGUCUACCUGGGUCCACAGCAGAGGUGGCCUCUGAGGAGACCUGACAGGAACUGCCUGCCCUUCCCAGUUAAAGCUUGACUGUGGCCUUGUGUGACUGAGUUCUGGGAACCCUGAAUUCAUCUUUGGAUCCACUCAGGACAGUGGUGUCUGCAGCCCAGGCCACACCACCUGCCUCCUCUCCUCUGUCUGCUAGGGGCUCCAGAGUUGAGCUUAUCCUUUCUCCAGAAAUAUGUGAAGGUGCCCCAGAAUUUGGAGUCACUGCUGUCCUUUCUGCAGAAGCAAUCCGUUUCUCCUCCCUCACAACCUGUGGCCCAUUGUCCUUCACAUGAGCCCCUUGUGUUUGCUGGGGCAAACACCUGCCUGGGAAGGAAGGAGCAAAAGGAAGACCCAGGCAGUAAUCUGUGGGUUCAGCUGGGUAGCUCUCAGCCAGCCAGGCUAAGUUCCUAGAUGGUCUACCCUAGCUUUGAGAGAAGGGAAAGUGAACCUCAGCCCGUUUGACAGGAAAAGUUGAUAUUUAAUAAACAGGGAAGACUGAACUGAGA
Molecule: messenger RNA, 2154 nt
Organism: Myotis brandtii (Brandt's bat)
Lineage: Eukaryota; Metazoa; Chordata; Mammalia; Chiroptera; Vespertilionidae
Gene: PREB
Product: prolactin regulatory element binding
Exons: 8
Coding region: 487-1527 (346 amino acids)
Biological process (GO): protein secretion
Cellular component (GO): endoplasmic reticulum membrane
Molecular function (GO): guanyl-nucleotide exchange factor activity; GTPase activator activity; protein binding
Source: RefSeq, a predicted model, not a curated record